This is a messenger RNA of Ostrea edulis (European flat oyster), 1483 nucleotides long. RefSeq lists its product as uncharacterized. NCBI's taxonomy places the organism in Eukaryota, Metazoa, Mollusca, Bivalvia, Ostreida, Ostreidae. The transcript has 7 exons. The record is from RefSeq and is a predicted model, not a curated record. Bases 98 to 1300 code for a protein of 400 amino acids.
UACAAGGCACGACGCCGGGUAGGUAUAAAAGGAGUGAUCGAGUGAAUGCGAGCACUUCCAGACGACAGUUACUGAGGUCACGUCACAGAAGCUAGGCAUGGAGUUCAUGAAAGUUCUUGUAAUUUUGGUCGUAGUUUUUCACGGUUCACUCUCUAAGCCUAUUGGCUCUGAGGAUGAGUUACAUGUCGCUGUCGGACAACUAGAGAGACUCGUAGCACGCUUAAAGCAGUAUGUAGUCGAUACCAAUCUGCCCGAGUACUCGAUGAGCGGUACAGGACCAUGGAGCGAGUCUACGCCAGAAUUUACCAGAUCCCUAUUCCACCUACGGGGACUAUAUGACAAACGCGACCCAUUUUCAUCAAAUGAAAUUGUUAAAAAGCUUCUCAAACCAUACUUCGGCAGUUUCCCAAAUGGACCGUAUAAAUUGGAGCUGCCAUUAACAUCCCAUAAUAUUGUGGUAAUGCUUGAUGCAUGGUAUAACAACGGUGAACAAAUGAUGUUCAAAGAACGGACUUUCCACAAUGUUGCCAGAGAGCUCCUGAGUGCCCAUCUUCAAUGUGCAACCACCAGAGUCGACCAGAUAGUUUUCUAUGUUUUAAAGGGCCAAGCACUUGCAAUGACCGAGGAUGACCAAAAUAUGGACACUCGCUUGAGGAAGACUCUAGAAAACUGGAUAACAGAUACGGCCACUGUGAAAAACGUCGCCCAGAAAAUUGUUUUGGCAGCGCAUAGACGUACAUACGGAGAUAUUGUGGAUCAUAUUCGAUAUUUCCAGUUUAAAGAUAUCGUGGAAUUCCUUUCAAAAAUGAAAAUGCUCAUGUGGAAAGCUGAACAGAAUAAAUGGUCCUCAGUCAUGUUUCAUGAGAAACUAAGUCAACUUUUGACAGACAAUGACUUUGCCUUUAAAUGUCCAAGUAUGAAUAAUCUAUGGGAAUUCCACCAAGAAAUUGUUAGUCGUGUUCAAGAAAGAUUAUCCGAAACCAAACUCGUCACCGAGACGGAGGUUUGGCUGAAAGAAUUUCUACCUACCUACAUAACUACACGCACCACCCCCGCCAUUACUGCCAUCCUCCAUAUCUACACAGAUUACAUCAAGUCCGUCAGGUGGCACUUCGAACAAAUGGAAAACCACGUGACCACCAGGAAUGCGGCAGACAUCACUAACUUCAUGUCUAAAUUUCUAACACCACAUCAACUCCAAUAUCUGCAGUCCAUCUUUGAAUUCCUCAAUACUAGGGAUACCAGCAACGUCAUGCAAAUGGAAAGUGGAAAACCUAAACAACAUGCCUUCCAAGAGUAGAUGUACCGAAUUCAACGGAAGAUGUCAAUGAGAUUCCUAAACAGCAUGAUGAAAGGGGUAUCGACAUGUGAUGUUACUCAAACCGCGCGUGACGAGACCUUUCCAUUACAGAAAAUCAAGGACUCUCCUAUCCUAGUGAUCUCAAGAACUUGUUUUGAAAAAUAAAAUACAAAAAAUAUUAAA